AUGAACCCCCUCCGAAAUGCCCUCUUACCAAGGGCCUCAACCUCACCCUCAACCCCCUUCCGACCGAUAACCCCCAUAUCCAAGCCGCAAGUAUUGCGCCGCGGACGCCCACAACACCGAUACAACUCGGACUCCUCUACGGGAAAGACACCAGCAGAGAGAAAUGCUACACCUGCACACCCACCACACUCGCACUCGCACUCGCACCAUUCAAGCCACCCAACUCCACCCCUGCGCCCGCGCCCAGACACAGCCCCUGCCGCUACCGCAGCCGGAGCACCGACCACACCAACGCGAAGUCGCGGCUUCCGCGCGGUGGUAAUGGCCGGUCCGCUGGGGAAGUUUGGGAGAUGGUACGCGCGCGCGCAAGAUCGCAAGCCGUAUACAACGCAGUUCUGGAGCUCGAUUGUUAUAUACCUGUGUGGUGAUCUGAGCGCGCAGAUGCUGUUUCCUUCUGAGGUUCCUGCGCCUGCGAAAUCGGACGCAGAAGAUGGGGAUACGGCUGGGGUUGGGGAAGGGGAGACUGUGAGCGCUGGUUAUGAUCCGCUUAGGACUCUGCGGAGUUUGUGUGUUGGCGCUGCGUCGAGUAUUCCAACUUAUCACUGGUUCAUGUUCCUCGGCAACCAUUUCAACUACCCGAGCAAAUUCCUCUCGAUCCUGACGAAAGUCGUCGUGCAGCAGACGUGUUUCACUCCUGUCUUCAACACGUACUUCUUUAGCAUGCACUCUCUUCUUGCUGGUUCGACGUUCGAGGAGACGUGGGAGCGGGUGAAGAAGGCUCUCCCUGUUAGUAUCAAAAACAGCGUUAAGCUCUGGCCGAUUGUUACUGCGUUCAGCUUCAUGUACGUGCCGGCGCAAUUCCGGAACGUCUUUUCUGGGUGCAUUGCGGUUGGCUGGCAGACCUAUCUGAACUGGUUGAAUCUGAAGGCUGCUAGGGAGGUUGCGGCUGCUGAGGCGCUUGCUGAGGCGCAGGGCAUGGGUGCUGGUUCUUUGCAUCCUGUUUCUGGGGGGAAUAUGAUCUCUGCUGGGACUAUAUGA
Molecule: messenger RNA, 1038 nt
Organism: Penicillium roqueforti
Lineage: Eukaryota; Fungi; Ascomycota; Eurotiomycetes; Eurotiales; Aspergillaceae
Product: Mpv17/PMP22 family protein
Exons: 2
Coding region: 1-1038 (345 amino acids)
Cellular component (GO): membrane; mitochondrion; cytoplasm
Source: RefSeq, a predicted model, not a curated record